Symbiodinium natans is the source of this 1125-nucleotide messenger RNA. NCBI's taxonomy places the organism in Eukaryota, Dinophyceae, Suessiales, Symbiodiniaceae. The record is from the annotation of a GenBank genome assembly.
AUGGCGAUCCGUUUUGGCAUGGCCUCCCGAAGGAUUUGGAGGGAGCUGGUGGCGAAGUACCCGCAGGGCGUAAAGCAUCUGGCACUGGGUCGUCCAGAUGGCUGGUGCGUGCUUUUCAACAACGAUGCAUGGGAAUGGAAUUUACCAUCUCAUCCUGAACUGUCAGAAAGGCUUCGCUCAGAGGUGACAACAUUGAGGUAUUUGUGUAUCGGCGACAACGGCAAGUAUUACCUUGAGGCCCAAGGUCAGCGAUGCCAGUGGCGGGCAGGAAGUCGCCUAAGCGAUUUCUUGUCGUACUGCUGCAACAGAAGCUUACGGCAGGAGAAGGCCAAGUCCGCUCUUGCUGACAGCUCCGCUUUACCCGCCGCACAUGCAGAGCUCAUGACAAUAUUUGUGAAGAUGCUAGAGGAACAUCAUGAGGAUUGUUACUUCGAGCAGAUGCUUGAGGACAUCAAGAGCAAGCUUCUUUUUGAUCCACAGUUCACUCGUGUGUACUCCUUCAGUCCUGCUUGCUAUGGACAUCGAGGAGGACAGCCAUACUUCAAGCCAUGUGGAUGGCGCAGAUGCUCUCUGGCGAUCGACAAAUUCGAAGAGUACUCAAGUUGGUGCAUAGCAUACCAUGGGACAAGUUGCAGGAAUGUUGCAUCCAUCAUGAUUCGUGGACUCAGAAGGCCAGGUGACGAGGGUGUCCAUGUUGCGCACGGUCAGGCUCACAGCACUAGCGGCUGCAGUAUUUAUGUCAGCCCAUCUAUUGAGUAUGCUGCUUUUCCAGUUUAUGCGGAGCUCUUCGAGUUGCAGGAGAACCGUUGGGCCCAGCUUGUUCUUGAGUGUCGCGUUCGUCCAAGCUCGUUCACAGUGAAGCCAGGAUCCUUAGGGAACAAAUAUUUGCCAGACCAUCUUCGCAUGGAUCAGAACUUCGCUACGAAUGCCGAGCUGGAGUGGCUGAUUGAGAAGCCAGAAGACGUCGUAUUCACUGGGCUCAUGAUCCGUGAGUUCGGAGAAGCUGCAAGCGAAGCGAUCUACGGAAGUUUGGUGCGCCAAGUGACUGCAGGAAGCAAGGGACCACAGUUUGAAUGGACAAAGCUGCGUGCAGCAGAGUACCAGCGUCUGCAGCAAUGCCUCUGA